This is a messenger RNA of Formica exsecta, 1886 nucleotides long. Its product is annotated as 4-hydroxybutyrate coenzyme A transferase-like. The transcript is spliced from 6 exons. Gene Ontology annotation, biological process: acetate metabolic process. Lineage: Eukaryota; Metazoa; Arthropoda; Insecta; Hymenoptera; Formicidae. The record is from RefSeq and is a predicted model, not a curated record. Bases 1 to 1365 code for a protein of 454 amino acids. Gene Ontology annotation, cellular component: mitochondrion. Gene Ontology annotation, molecular function: acetate CoA-transferase activity.
AUGUUUGCUGUAUUCUGCAAUAUGUUAUUGCGGGAUACUACAAAGUUCAAAGUACAAGUUCGCGAAAUAACCGUGCAAAGAUGUUGUUUCUCAUUUCUUAUAUAUAUAUUUGCAGAUCAGCUGGUGUACAUCCAGGGUGCGGCAGCGACACCCGUUGAAUUAUUGAGAGCGAUGACCGACUACGGUGUACGCUGUGAUGUGAGAAACGUCCGUCUAUAUCACAUGCAUCUCGAGGGGGAGGCUCCGUUCGCUAAACCAGAAAACGCAAAACACUUCAGAUCUAUCAGUUUGUUCAUUGGCGGUAACGUACGGCCUGCGGUGAAUGCAGGCACUGCCGAUUGUAUUCCCAUUUUCCUACAUGAAAUCCCGCGUCUCUUCAAAGAAGGCUACCUGAAACCCGACAUCUCGCUCAUCCACGUGUCUCCGCCAGACGACAAAGGUUUCUGCUCCCUUGGCACCAGCGUAGACUCCGUUCGGUCGGCCGUGAGUCAUUCCAAACGUAUCAUAGCUUUAGUUAAUAAGAAUAUGCCCAGGACCUUUGGCGACGCUAUUAUUCACGAAAGCCAUCUGGACUUCGCUGUGGAACAUCAUCAACCGUUACCGGUUCACCCGGCGAAGCCACCGUCUAAGGCUGAACAGCAGAUUGGCAAAUUUAUCGCUGAGAAUCUGGUAGUAGACGGCGCUACGUUGCAGAUGGGUAUCGGCAGUAUACCCGAUGCCGUGCUGUCGUUGUUGCACAAUCAUAAAGAUCUAGGUAUUCAUAGCGAAAUGUUCAGCGAUGGUGUGGUGGAUCUCGUGAACAAGGGCUGCAUCACGAACAAUCAAAAGACGAUGCAUCGUGGUCGGAUCGUCGGUUCGUUUUGCGUGGGCUCGGAGAAACUUUAUGAUUUCAUGCACAAUAAUCCCUUUAUAGAGAUGCUGGUUGUGGAUUACGUCAAUGAUCCUAGAAUAGUUGCCAAGCAACCAAAGAUGACUGCCAUCAAUUCAUGUAUCGAAGUGGACAUCACUGGUCAAAUUUGCUCAGACAGCAUUGGUACGAGAAUGUAUUCUGGUUUCGGUGGACAACUGGAUUUUAUUAUGGGUGCUGCGAUGAGCGAGGAUCGACAAGGAAAGCCGAUCAUAGCUCUUAAGUCGGUCACCUCUAAAGGUCAGAGUAAAAUACAGCCGGUUCUAACUUUAGGUUCUGGAGUAGUCACUAACAGAGCGGUGGCGCGGUACGUCGUGACUGAACAAGGAAUCGCCAGCCUAUUUGGCAAGAGUCUUCAGCAACGAGCGUACGAAUUGAUUCAGGUGGCUCAUCCCGAUCACAGAGAGGCGCUCGAGAAGGCGGCGUUCGAACGAUUGAAAAUGAUGCCUGCGCCAUAAACUCGAAAACAAAGUCACGAGGCAGAAAAAUCAUAUUCAAUAGCAUUUUACAAUCGGUCGUCCGCGUGUUUUAGUCGCGCAUAUAACGGCCAACAAUCGAAGAGUCACGUGGUGUCUUCUUCUUGUACGAUAUACGCACUCUCUUGCCAGAAGACAAUUCGGCCUCCUAGAAUAAAAGAGAGAUGGUGAAUAACAUGUUAACUAACUAGAUUGAGAACUUAAUAUGCUAAAUUGUAACAUUACGUAUAUAAGAAGAAUUCGUAAUGCGAAAGAUUGCGCUUAUAUCCAUAUACAUAGAUACUAAUUAAGUUAUACGUAUGUUUUAUAUUGCCGAGAGAAAGAGACGUGUUCACGCUUUCGAACACAGACAAAUAAAAAAUGGCAUUAUUUACAAUUAAUGCCAUUCCGAAAUGUGUAAGCAUUUUUUAUAUUAAAUCGAAUUAUAUAAUUUCCCGUAUGUUGCCAUUGUAAUGAGAAAUUCGAAAUACGAAUAUAGAAAAAAAAAUAUAUAUAUUGUAUAA